GCUGCUGACAGAAGCAUGCAGAUAAAAAGGGCAGCGGGGAGACUGCAAUAGCAUCACGGCAGCACACAGCAUCCAGGGAACAUACUACGAUCAAACCUCACCAGUGUCCACUCUUCCUGCUACUCCAAACAAGACACCAAACAGACACGAUGAAAGUGGCAUUUGUAUUUGUUCUGCUCUUUGCUGCGGUUCUCUGCCGACCAGCAAAAAAAUAUUCUGACAGUUCGGCGGAGAGUUCUGAAGAAGUGGUCAGACGAUCUGGAGCGUCACUCUUCAGGAAAAAGAUGGCCCAAUUGACUCGCUUCCAUGUGUCACCAUUCAGGUUGUUCCAGAAUUUUUUAGCACCUGUUGCUAUGGGUUCAGAUGAGAGCACAGAUGGUUCUAAGGAGGCAGCAGUCGAGAGUCCAGCUUUAAUCAACUUUGAAACUACAGAUGAUGCUGCAACAGACACACCCUCCGUUGACCACCAAGAUGAACCAAGUAAAGACGGUGAUGAUGAUGACAAUGACGACGAUGAUGAUGAUGAUGAUGAUGAAGAGGAAUCAGAGGAGAGUGAAAGUGAAGAGGAAGACGAAGAAGAGAGCUCAGAGUCGGGGGAGUCUUCCACUGUUGCUCCCGAGACAGUAACCCCUGUAAUUGUGACCGAGGAGCCCCUGUUGCCCACCAUUGUCACAGACACAGAUUCGGGCCGCGGUGACAGCAUGGGAAGAUACCCCAGCGAGUACAAGAGCUAUGUCUACGCGGAGGAGAAGACCUACCACAAGGCUCCUUCAUCUUACAAGUCCUAUGAAUAUGUUGACACAGGCAAAAAAUCAGGCUAUGACAUGCCCAUUGGCAAUGAGGUGGAGAAGUCACCAGAGGUGUACAACAAUGAGAUUUACCAGGAGCACUCUGACGUACUGGAGGAGGACAGCAGCACUCCUGAGAACCAGGAAGUUCUUCCAGUAGAGGAGGAGGAGAACGAUGGCACAAACGAUAGCGGAAGCUCCACAGAUGUGGAGGAAGAAGAAGAGUCUGAACACGAGCAGAGCAGCGAGGAGGCUACAUCCACACCCGGGGCUGCUGACAGCGAUUCUGACGAGAGUGACAGCAUGGAAAGUGACUCAGAUGAGCAGGAGAUGAGCCCCGAAACCACUGACAUGCCCGCGGUCAUCACUGCCAAAACACCAUUGCUUCCGGUCACAUCUCCAGCAGUUGUGGUCGUCCCUGGCUCAUUUGAGCUUGAGGUGUCGGGUUUGGGUGUUGGGGUGUUUCUGUCUUCUGCGGUCUUCAUGUUGGGAUCUGUGACAGGAACCUCCUUAGAGGAUUCCUCAGAGAACUCCUCGGAAGACUCUUCAGAUGAUUCCAUGGAAGACUCCUCAGAUGAUUCCAUGGAAGACUCCUCAGAAGAUUCCUCGAAAGAUUCCUCAGAGGAAGGCUCAGUGGAUCCCUCAGAAGAUUUGUUCGGUGUCUCCUCAGAGGAUUCUUCAGAUGACUCCUCAGAGGAUUCUUCAGAUGACUCCUCAGAGGAUUCUUCAGAUGACUCCUCAGGGGAUUCUUCAGAUGACUCCUCAGGGGAUUCUUCAGAUGACUCCUUAGAAGAUUCCUCGGAAGAUUCCUCAGAGGAUUCUUCAGAUGACUCCUCAGAGGAUUCUUCAGAUGACUCCUCAGGGGAUUCUUCAGAUGACUCCUCAGGGGAUUCUUCAGAUGACUCCUUAGAAGAUUCCUCGGAAGAUUCCUCAGAGGAAGGCUCAGUGGAUCCCUCAGAAGAUUUGUUCGGUGUCUCCUCAGAGGAUUCUUCAGAUGACUCCUCAGAGGAUUCUCCAGAUGACUCCUCAGAGGAUUCUUCAGAUGACUCCUCAGGGGAUUCUUCAGAUGACUCCUCAGAAGAUUCCUCGGAAGAUUCCUCAGCGGAAGGCUCAGUGGAUCCGUCAGAAGAUUUGUUCGGUGUCUCCUCAGAGGAUUCUUCAGAUGACUCCUCAGAGGAUUCUUCAGAUGACUCCUCAGAGGAUUCUUCAGAUGACUCCUCACGGGAUUCUUCAGAUGACUCCUCUAAAAAUUGUGGCUGUGGCAUCUUGGACGACACCUCAAUGGAUUUCUCGGACGACUCACUGUCGGAUGCGACUCUAGACUCUAAUGAGUCACGUGACUGAGCUGACUCGGAAGAAGAACUCAAGUUGUCCAUAGCCAGUAAUUCUUGUUUGUGAUUAUUUUCAGGAAUCUCAGCAUCCUGAUGCCAGUUCUCAUCAA
This is a messenger RNA of Syngnathus typhle (broad-nosed pipefish), 2229 nucleotides long. RefSeq names its product secreted phosphoprotein 1 (gene spp1). The transcript has 9 exons. Gene Ontology annotation, biological process: cell adhesion; ossification. The record is from RefSeq and is a predicted model, not a curated record. The coding region runs from base 150 to 2132 and encodes 660 amino acids. NCBI's taxonomy places the organism in Eukaryota, Metazoa, Chordata, Actinopteri, Syngnathiformes, Syngnathidae.